Mobula hypostoma (lesser devil ray) is the source of this 4821-nucleotide messenger RNA. RefSeq names its product pleckstrin homology domain-containing family G member 5-like. Gene Ontology annotation, molecular function: guanyl-nucleotide exchange factor activity. Lineage: Eukaryota; Metazoa; Chordata; Chondrichthyes; Myliobatiformes; Myliobatidae. The transcript is spliced from 21 exons. The coding region runs from base 333 to 3698 and encodes 1121 amino acids. Gene Ontology annotation, cellular component: endocytic vesicle; axon; plasma membrane. Gene Ontology annotation, biological process: endothelial cell migration; Rho protein signal transduction. The record is from RefSeq and is a predicted model, not a curated record.
CGCACUUCUAAUCAUCUCUUUUUUGCUCUGUUCAUUGAGUCGUUGCCCAAGGGAGUACAGGGAAAAAGUACAGUGGGGUUCCUGCUCCAACAACAACCAGGAUUUUCCUGUUGAAACUCUCCCUGACACAGGGCUUUACCUUCUAGAAGAUUGAGAAUUAAAGCAACAUUUGCAUCCGAAACAUUUUUAUUCUGCUCCUCUGAUCCUUGCAGAAUCCAGCCUCUAGAUAAUAGCUUUUUCAUGAUUUAAGUUUUCUAAAUUUAAAUCGUAAUGUAUUUGGCUUGGUGAUGAAGCAAAUGUAGCAAGCCACUAGGCCAAACCUAGCUCACCAGAUGUCUGAGACUCCACUGGACCCACACAAAUCCUGUGACAAAGAGGUGUGCCAUCAUGGUGACUGUAAGGAGAUUAACAAUCAGUCUCCACUGAACCUCUGUGCAUCAUGUGACAGCAAAAUCCACGAAGCAAUGCACUUUGAUCGGCAUAUCCGAUUUGACCUCCCACCUCAAGGGUCUGUUUUGUCCAGGAAUGUCUCAACACGGUCCUGUCCACCACGGACCAGAACUUCGUCAGACAAGGAGGAGGAUGAUGAUAGCGGGAUGGAUGGAAAGAGUGAGAAGAGGAAUUCUGCACUUAAGCUGAGCAAGAAGAAAGCUCGUCGACGCCACACAGAUGAUCCCAGUAAGGAAUGUUUCACUCUGAAGUUUGAUUUGAAUGUCAACAUUGAGUCAGAAAUUGUCCCUGCAAUGAAGAAACGAACUCUGGGGGAAACACUGGUGCCAGUAUUUGAGAGAAAAGGCAUUGACUUGAACCAGGUGGAGAUUUUCUUGGACCAUUCUUAUACCCCUCUGCCCUUGUAUUUCGAGGCAUAUCGUUUUGGUGGACACUACCUAAAAGUUAAAGCGAAAGCUGGAAAGGAGCUGAAGGUGGAACAGGCUGUAAAGGAAUUCAAAUCAUUGAGCUUACCCAUCAUACAUGAUUCGAUGGUCAACCCACCCUUUAUCUGCACCCCUGCGAUGGACAGGAUGGAUCAGCCUCUGCAGGGACAAGAAAACGUGGACAUGGGGGCAGUAGGCAGACGGAGGAAGAAUAUGAUGGAAUUCCUAGGAGACACCAGCAUCCCAAGUUCGGAUUCUCUUGCCCCACUCAGCUCCUCAUUGCCCAGUGGCGGCACAGACAGAUGGAAGAAUAGAGCUGCCAGUCGUUUCAGUGGGCUCUUCAGUUCUGGCGCGAGCACAGGGUCCUUUGGUCGGGAAAUGGAUAAAGCAGACCAGUUACAGAGUAAACUUCACGCAUACGGUUUGUUUGGACUGCCAAAGGUACCGGCACAGCUGCGGUUCGACCAGGACUCCUGGGAGGAGGAAGACACCAGCCUUUACCUCGAGGGGUCAUGGCAGGAGAUCAUUGAGGCUCCUGAGCAGAAGCUCACCCGGAAGCAAUUCCAUCAACAGGAGGCUCUCUGGGAGCUGCUGAAUACUGAGGCUGCCUAUAUUAGGAAGCUACGUGUCAUCACAGAUCUCUUCCUGUGCUGUCUGAUGAACCUGCAAGAAUCAGGCUUGUUGACUGAGGUCGACCCAAAGAAAUUGUUCUGUAACAUCCAGGAGAUUAUUCAAUUACACCAGGUUUUGUGGCGAGACGUGAUGGCUCCAGUAUUGCAAAAGACCCGGGAGAGCAAAACACUCCUCAAUCCCACGCACUUCCACAAAGGAUUCAAGAAGUUUGGAGAGCGUUUUAAGCCAUAUGUUCAGUACUGCAUGGAGGAGGAGGGCUGCAUGGAAUACAUGAGAAGCCAUCUCCGCGACAACGAACUCUUCAGGACCUAUGUAACGUGGGCAGAGAUGCACCAGCAGUGUAACCGGCUGAAACUCAGUGACAUGCUGGUCAAACCGCAUCAGCGACUCACCAAGUAUCCUCUGCUCCUCAAAUCAAUCCUGAAGAAAACAGAUGAUGCUUGUGCCAGGGAGGCCAUUGUUAGUAUGAUUAGUUCUGUGGAGAGUUUUAUCGCACAUGUGAAUUCCCGAAUGCGCCAAAGACAGGAGCAGCAACGACUGGCAGAGAUCAUCAGUCGCAUCGAUUCCUACGAGGUGGUGGAUGGAAGCUCAGAUGAAGUGGAGAAGGUUCUGAAGGAAUUCUGCCGCUUGGAUUUAACAGCUCCAAUGCUCGGGACGUCGCCUGAUGAAACAAGGCAAUUGCUGCUCGAGGGAAAUUUGAAAAUGAGAGAAGGGAAGGACAGCAAGAUGGAUGUUUACUGUUUCCUGUUUACUGAUAUUUUCCUCAUCACCAAACCUGUGAAGAAGAUGGAGAAAACCAAGGUGAUUCGGCAGCCGUUGUUCUUGGACAAAAUUGUCUGCAAGGAGUUGAGAGACCCUGGUUCCUUCCUGUUGAUUUACCUGAAUGAGUUUCACAUUGCAGUUGGUGCCUUCACCUUCCAGGCCAGUGUGACCAAUCAGUCUAGAAUGUGGAUUGAAGCCGUGUAUAAUGCUCAGAACCUGCUGGAGAGGUUACGCAGCCAUGAGUCAGCGCUGAAACAGUGCACGCUGCGUGAUGAGGAUGUAGAAAGUGCGACCUCAGAUACGCAGUUAUCAUCCUUGUUACACGACUACCACGAGUACACGGACACACUUGAAUCACAGCACAGUCCUUCAGGCAGCGUAUCAGAGACAGUUUCCAUUGCGAUCACUGAUGUGAAUGAAGAGCUCUUCUCGCCGGAUGAGGCUGGUACCUUUGCUUCUCAAUCUGAUGAUACUUCUCUUCACAGUGUGUUGUCCUCCAACACGACAACUCAAGAACUGCUUGGUCAUGCUGUGGCUUCUUCAGGCCUCCUUAUUCCAAAUGCCAAAGGCCCGGUUUUGGAGAGCAAAGGUUGCCACCCAGCCUCUGUCGACAGUGCAUAUGGCACCCUUUCCCCAUGCUCAGUUCAAGAGUUUGGGGUACAGCCACAGGAGUCAAUGAAUGAAUGUACAGCAUCAACACCUCCCCUGAAGUUAAACUCACUUGAGAUUCGCCAGCAGUGUUCAGUACAACCUGUGCAAGGAAAAAACAGCAUCUACAAAUCUAAAUCGGAGACCAGUCUUCCCCAGCUCGUUUCCUCAUCUUUAGACUCCCACGUUACAAAUCGGCCAUCGCUGAGCAAGAGCCUGAGUGAAAUCAAUGUGCCCUCUGAAGACAUUCUACAGUCUGCCUCUGACAAGAGACCAGCAAGCGCAUGCACGUUGCCCAGUCUGCACUGCGCUACCAGCACAAAGGUGAUGGACACCCUGAAGCGAGCAGAGUCUCAGCAGCUGAGAGCAGCUAUGAGCUCCGACUACCAGGGGAGGAGCAGGAAGGACGUGGACACUGAGGGUGUGAGUUCCAGUGACAGCGAGCUCUCGGAGGUGGAGGAGCUGGACUUUGUGCUUCAGUGUGCCCCCCCUGCAGACGGAGCAAGCUCGGAGCCUGAGUCGCAGCCCUGCAGCUUAUCCGACUCCAAAAAUGAGACGGAACUGAGCUCUCACCGUGUUGCAAUCGAAGUCACAGCCCACUGUGAACCAGGCGAGGACGUUAAAGAGCAACAUCUGAGUCAGAUCAGCACCUCAGAACAAACAACGCGGAUAAUGUCGGACCCUCGGUCUGUACAGCAUCGCAGACUCACCCUGGCACAACUCUACAGGAUCCGAACCACCAUGCUCCUGAACUCUACAUUGACUGCAUCGGAAGUCUAGAGUCGCCUUUAGCAGACAUGAACAGCGGGACCUGGAAUUCCACUGGGUGAACCAUUAUGGAACUAGGACUUUGACCUUCUGAGGCUCCCAUCAUUGCUGUCCGCUGGGCAUCUCUGCACGUGCUCCGAAGAUGACUGAGAACGCUGUUGAUAUUCGUGGAUUCAUUGAGGACUGAGUGACCGGUGGGAGGAAAGGACAGUGAGCGAUUGGGAUGCUGUACAUGUGGAACCACUGUUGUAGGAGUGAGGGAAAGUGUUUGUCAGGCUGGUGACUUUACCCAAUGAUUCCUGAAAAUCAAAAAAGUUUAACCUGUUAAUUGUCACUCAGCCAUCAGCAGGCCUGCUGACACUGCCAUAUGCCAAGGAAUAGGAUUUAAAUAUUAAACUUUAGGUUCCUCCCCUAAUGAUGCUGCCCUUUCUUCCCUACUUUCCUUUCUCCAAACUUUUCUCUUUUCCUUUCUUCUCCUGCUUGCACUUCCCUCCCUCCACUUGUGUUUGAACCUCUUCCCGUCCAGUUUUGCCUCUCUCCCCUCUUCAUUUCUACCUCUCAUGGAUCGUCUCCCCUCCUCCCGUCCACAUCCCCUUAUGAUCCGAGCAGGUAUGAACAAUGAGGCUAGACGGUUGUGAACUUGCCUGCCUGUGCAAUGCUCAUGGGACUUGUUCCUGACGUAGGGAAUCAUUUUCACUCUGAACCCAAAUUAGACAAAGGGAUUUUGUUUCAAAGUGAGGCUUGGACAGAGUUGGGGGGCAUCAAGCCCAAAGCUCUAUGUCAAGCAUCUAAUUUCUGCUCCACUAGGGGAAUGGCUCGCAUUCUCCAGUGAGGGAAGAAUUGACCAGAGUUCCUGCCCAGUCUUACUAUUCAAUGAUCUUUUUAUGAAGUUUGGACCAUGUUCAACUACCGUUCAGGCUCCUACAACAGAAUCUCCUUCACAAGUUUAAUAUUCUGAAUUGGCCUAAGAUAACCCAAUCCUCAGAGCUUCAACCAGGCUGAAAACCUUUUUACCAAACCAGGGACAGAAAGAGUUUUCCUGUGAUUUGGGAAUGCUGUUUUCUUUCUCUGCUUCCCUUAAAGCAGCAACAAUGUUCUUUCCUUAUUAAUGUAUAAAGUUUCAUAUUUAUUAAGC